UCACACUGACACAACACAUCUCUGUCUUGUAAGGUCAAGUUUCUCAAAAAGCUGAACCCUUUCCCCUUCCCUGCAAGCAAAAACCCAGAGUUUAAGAAUUAAGCACAGACCCACCACCACCCUUCUGCCCACAGCUCACUCUCCCCGACCUCCUCCAUGCCUUAUCGCCGCCAUAGCUCUCCGUCUCUUCUCCUCAACCUACCAUUACUAAUCUUACUCUUAUCCGUUGUCGUUUUCCUUCUCUUCUUCUAUGCAAUUUCUUCUUCCUCCUCUUCUCAUGCUAAACUUCGACCCGCUACUGUCAAGAAAAGUUGGGACUCUCUCAACGUCUUUCUUAUCCUCUUUGCGGUCCUCUGUGGGAUCUUUGCCAGAAAAAAUGAUGAUGAUCAUUCUGCUCCCGCCGAUGAUACUCACAACUUCAAUCGGAACGUUUUACGUGGGAAAGAGGAACGUCGCACUGUUUCUAAUAAUUGGUUUGAUCAGUUCACGGUUGCAACACCGGCUACCGGUGGUAUCCGGAGGCUAAAGAGGAGUAGUAGCUCCUAUCCAGAUCUGAGGAACGAGUAUUUUUGGGAAUCUGGCGAUGAUCGCUCUCGGUUCUUUGAUGAUUUUGAAAUUAGCAAGUAUCGGUCGUCGUCAUCAUUGUCCGGAUACGUUUAUGAUCGCAGGCAGCGAAGUGUAUUUGAAGAAUCUGUUGAUGUUAAGGAAAUUCCGGUUGAUACUUGCGUGCUUCGUUCCUCACUGCAGUCACCGUCUCCACCGCUACCAAAGUCUCCUACUCCACCUCCACCUCCUCCACCACCGCCCCCUCCUCCAUCAGCGACGAGCAAUCAGAAACAGAAGCGAUUUUUUAAAACGGUUCAACGUAAAGAAAAGAUAGAGAAACCGGGUGAAAAUGAGUAUGAAUUCUCGAGAAAAGGAAAUUCGCCACCAAAGCCACCUCCUCCACCACCACCGCCUCCGCGUCUUCCACCGCCUCCGCCAGUUAACAAGGCAACUCGAUCAGAGCGUAAGCACUGGAGUAAAAAGACUAAUGCCACUAAGGAGUUAAAGAUGGCUUUGAUUUCAUUAUACCAUCAGAGUAAAAGAAAGAAGCAGCAAAAAACUAGGAGUUUAUACGAUGAUACACUUCAAUCUCCGCCUGAAUUGCCAUCCUUUCUCGUACCUCCACCUUCGCCACCUCCGCCUCCUCCGCCUCCUCCUCCUCCUCCAACAGUAUUCCGUAGUUUGUUCAGAAAAGGAAGCAAAAAUAAGAGAAUUCAUUCAUUUUCUGCACCGCCGCCACCACCACCUCCUCCUCCACCACCACGCCAGUCAUUCUCCACGUUACAGAGGUGGUCCAAACGUAAGGGUCAGAUAUCACAUCCUACACCACCACCUCCCCCAGCUCCAGUAACACCUACACAAGCACCCUUCAGACGGCGAAAUAAUACUAUCACAACAGGACGGCCACCAUUGCCAACAAAAGCCAAUAAUUUCUACGACGAAAAUGAGAAUAUUGUAGGGAAAUCCACUCUCAUCCCAAUGCCUCCACCACCUCCACUUCCCCCCUUCAAAGUGCCAGGUUUUAAAUUUAUGAUCAAAGGUGACUACGUUAAGAUAAGGAGCGGUCAGAGCUCACGGUGCAGCUCACCGGAGUUUGAGGAGGUGGAUAAGCGGUCAACGGAGACGGUCAAUAUGAUGAAGAGCGAAGAAGCUAGAGGUGGAUCCUUGUUCUGUCCCAGCCCAGAUGUGAAUGCCAAGGCUGAUAGUUUCAUUGCCAGACUAAGAGAUGAAUGGAGAUUGGAGAAAAUAAAUUCCAUGUAGUCUCGGAGAAAUAUGGGGCUUGGCCCAGAACUAAGCCCAAUCUCUGGCCCAUCAAAAGUAUGAAACUUACUUGGAAAUUUGCACUCCGCACACAUUUCCUUCAUUUGCAUCCGCCUCUGAUGCACAUAGAAAAGUUUAUAGUUUUCAUGUACAAGCAAUGCAUGAUUACGGCAUACGACAAUUUUAUCAUACAAUUGCAGUAUCUAUAACGAUUUUAUGAUAGCCAUCGAUCGUAGUGCAAUCUAUUUAUAUUUCACUAUAAUUGAAUCGAUAGGAUGGUUAUAUGUAAUCGUUAUAUAUGAAACGGUCGUAUAUAAUAAUUUUUAUGUAUAAUUUUUAUGUAUAUUUAGCGUGCAUAAACAGGAGGGAGCACCGGUUAAUUUUUGCAGCCACUUCUUGGAGCUCCCUUUAUAUAGAAUGCGAGUGAAUUUUUUGUUUUUUUUAAUUUGUGUAAUAUCGUUUGGAAUGUGUCAAAAGAUUGAAUUGAU
Molecule: messenger RNA, 2294 nt
Organism: Manihot esculenta (cassava)
Lineage: Eukaryota; Viridiplantae; Streptophyta; Magnoliopsida; Malpighiales; Euphorbiaceae
Product: pollen-specific leucine-rich repeat extensin-like protein 1
Exons: 1
Coding region: 157-1806 (549 amino acids)
Source: RefSeq, a predicted model, not a curated record